Molecule: messenger RNA, 4187 nt
Organism: Xyrauchen texanus (razorback sucker)
Lineage: Eukaryota; Metazoa; Chordata; Actinopteri; Cypriniformes; Catostomidae
Gene: gsk3ba
Product: glycogen synthase kinase 3 beta, genome duplicate a
Exons: 11
Coding region: 780-2054 (424 amino acids)
Biological process (GO): insulin receptor signaling pathway; regulation of microtubule cytoskeleton organization; extrinsic apoptotic signaling pathway in absence of ligand
Cellular component (GO): nucleus; beta-catenin destruction complex; glutamatergic synapse
Molecular function (GO): ATP binding; protein serine/threonine kinase activity; beta-catenin binding
Source: RefSeq, a predicted model, not a curated record
UCGGAGUGACAAAGAGAACGAGCACAGACCGACGGAGAAGGCAUAAAAAAGGACAUUUCUGAAUUGCCUUUGGGAUUCUAAUCACCUUUACCGUUCGGAACCGCACCUUUGGCUAGUUUCGCGAAGCUAACUGUGUGUAUAUUGGAUUUCUUAUUCCGUGAUCCGUGUGCAUGGAUUUAGGUGCAUCGGAGGAUAUCAGUCUUGAAAUUCGGAAAAUUCUCAUUCGUCUCGUUGGUUCGAGCAAGGAAGCCGCCAUGGCUGGUGCUGUUGGAUCGUUGAGUCUCCACUUCAGUAUAUGAAAAAUACUGUAUGGUUUUGAUUAAAAGCAACCCUGGUUUCUCAGCGGUUUGAUGGUAUAUUAGACACCGACUGUGUUUAUUUGGUAAAUCUCGGUUUCGGUGAGAGAGAGAGAGAGAGAGAGAGAGAGAGAGAGAGAGAGAGAGAAACGAGGAUCGGGGUUUUGUUCAUUGGAAAUUGGGAAAAGGCCAAUUUCAUGACCACUUUGAUUGACCAAAUGUAUGCAAGGUUUACUCACUGAAAUUAAUACGAAUAGUCGUAGAAAAACGACCGAGAGGAAAAUGAUCUGAAAGAGAGACUGUCGGUGGAGAGUAGAAGGUUGAAGAAAACGACCGAGAGAGAAUCCGGACAGUUGCUUUCCCACAUUUUUCUCAUUAUUUCAGUCGGAGAUAAGCUGGUUUCCGGUGGGUCGAAACGGAUUCGUUCACAAGGCAAAUAAACGCAUUUUACUUUGAGAGACGCGUGGGAAAUCGGAUUGGAAAAUGUCCGGUCGGCCUAGAACCACCUCGUUUGCAGAAAGCUGCAAGCCAGUGCCGCAGCCGUCGGCUUUUGGCAGCAUGAAAGUCAGCAGAGAUAAAGAUGGCAGUAAAGUGACCACAGUUGUGGCGACCCCUGGACAAGGACCUGACCGGCCGCAGGAGGUCAGCUACACUGACACCAAAGUCAUCGGGAAUGGCUCUUUUGGUGUGGUAUAUCAGGCCAAGCUCUGUGACUCAGGAGAAAUGGUGGCCAUUAAGAAGGUCCUUCAGGACAAGCGAUUUAAGAACCGUGAGCUUCAGAUCAUGAGAAAACUGGACCAUUGCAACAUUGUGCGUCUGCGUUACUUCUUCUAUUCAAGUGGAGAUAAGAAAGAUGAGGUGUAUCUGAAUUUGGUUCUGGACUAUGUUCCUGAGACUGUGUACAGAGUGGCAAGACACUACAGCCGUGCUAAGCAGACCCUUCCCAUGGUUUAUGUGAAGUUGUACAUGUACCAGCUCUUCAGGAGUCUGGCCUACAUCCAUUCCUUUGGGAUUUGCCAUCGGGACAUUAAACCUCAGAACCUUUUGCUGGACCCAGAGACGGCUGUGCUCAAGCUCUGUGACUUUGGCAGUGCUAAGCAGUUAGUACGUGGAGAGCCCAAUGUUUCCUACAUAUGCUCACGGUACUACAGAGCCCCCGAACUUAUCUUUGGAGCAACCGACUACACUUCCAGUAUAGACGUGUGGUCAGCUGGCUGCGUGCUGGCGGAACUGUUGCUAGGACAACCAAUUUUCCCCGGCGACAGCGGAGUGGAUCAGCUGGUGGAAAUCAUCAAGGUGCUGGGCACUCCCACACGUGAGCAGAUUCGGGAAAUGAACCCAAACUACACAGAGUUCAAAUUCCCACAGAUUAAGGCUCACCCAUGGACUAAGGUGAGUAAACAGGUGUUCCGACCCCGUACGCCUCCUGAAGCCAUUGCGUUGUGCUCCCGACUAUUGGAGUACACACCCACUGCUAGACUGACCCCACUAGAGGCCUGCGCUCAUUCCUUUUUUGAUGAACUGCGGGAUCCAAAUGUAAAACUUCCUAAUGGACGUGAGAAACCAUCCCUGUUCAAUUUCACAACUCAAGAGCUGUCCAGUAACCCCUCCCUGGCCUCUAUCCUAAUUCCUGCUCAUGCACGUAACCAGACAGGGUCUACUCCCACCAAUGCCUCUGCCACUUCAGAUGCCAAUAGUGGAGAGCGUGGUCAGACCACAACUGCUGCCUCCGCCUCCGCCUCCAACACCUCCACCUGAGAGCCCAGCCAAUCAGACCUGACCCACUCUCCAAGGCCACGCUCACCCCCUCUGCUCACCAGCUUAAUGGGCAGGAUUUGAAUAAUGUAAACACCACUUUUAUUCAGACUGCAAGAGCCAACCUUCAGUUAUAUCUUUUAUUAUGAAGUCCCGAAAGAGUUCAAAAUUAAACAUGGAAAAGCCUCGUCUAGUGUAUCUAGCGACAGAGUGACAGGAAGAGAGAGCAGUGAGAAAUUGGGGGGGGUCAAACCAUAAAAACUGGUCUGUGACCAGCCGGAACGUUGUUCAUUCUCAGAGAACAAUCUUGUUAUCUAAGCAAUCUGGUAGCCAGAUCCUUCCACUUCCUUUUCAUUUAUUUGGACUCUCCUUCUCUCAUCUGGUCUGUCUCGAUCUACACAUUCUAUCUCUCUUUCCUCCAUUUCAUCUGUUUUGGGGCCUCUCAUAGAGCAUCACUUGAAUUUGGUUAGGAGCACCCUAUAUACACCCCGUAUACAUAUAUACUGUAUGUAUGUAGUGUGUAUGUAUAUUUACAAAACAAUGCCACCUACAAAACGAGGAAAUAAUGCAACACAAAUCGUAAUACUAUAAUAAUUGUAUCUAAUAAACUAUUAAGGCACGCUUACCAUACACAAGAGGUAUAAAAGUAAACGCUAAACAAAACUGCAUGUUCCAACAAAAAAGCCAACCGAGAAAUACGGCGUGAUGAUUUAAGAGUUUUAAGUGCUUUCAAGCCAUUCUGUUAGACGUUAUCAACAUGCCUCUAUCUCUGUGUUCUUGUAUGAUAUAUACAUUCACAGUUUAUAUAUUACUUUGCAUUAUGUAAUAUGUAUAUAUAUAUAUAUAUAUAUAUAUAUAUUAUAUAUACAUACACACUGGCAGCCAAAAGUUUGGAGUAAUGUACAGAUUUUGCUCUUUUGGAAGGAAAUCAGUACUUUAAAAUCACCAAGUUGCAUUCAGCUGAUCAGAAAGUAUAGUCAGGACAUUACUGAUGUAAAAAACUGCACCAUCACUAUUUGAAAAAAGUCAUUUUGGAUCAAAUCUAAACAGGCCCCAUUUCCAGCAGCCAUCACUCCAACACCUUAUCCUUGAGUAAUCAUGCUAAAUUGCCAAUUUGGUACUAGAAAAUCACUUGUCAUUAUAUCAAACGCAGCAGAAAGCUUUUUGAUUUGUUAAAUUAAGCUUAACAUUGUCUUUCUGUUUGUUUUUGAGUUGCCACAGUAUGCAGUAGACUGGCAUGUCUUAAGUUCAAUAUUAGGCCAAAAAUGGCAGAAAAGAAGCUUUCUCUUGAAACUCAUCAGUCAAUCAUUGUUUUGAGGAAUGAAGGCUAUACAAUGCUUGAAAUUGCCAAAAAUCUAGAGAUUUCAUACAAAGGUGUACACUACAGUCUUCAAAGACAAAGGACAACUGGCUCUAACAAAGACAGAAGGAGUUGUGGAAAGCCAGAUGUACAAUUAAAAAAGAGGAUAAGUGCAUCAGAGUCUCUAGUUUGAGAAAUAGAUGCCUCGCAUGUUCUCAGCUGACAGCUUCAUUGAAUUCUACCUGCUCAACACCAGUUUCAUGUACAACAGUAAAGAGAAGAGUCAGGGGUGCAGGCCUUAUGGGAAGAACUUCAAAGAAAAAGCCACUUUUGACACAGAAAAUCAAAAAGAAAAUGUUAAAGUGGGCAGAGAAGCACAGACAUUGGUCAACAGAUAAUUGGAAAAGAGUGCUAUGGAUCUUAACCCCAUUGAGCAUUUGUGGGAUCAACUAGACUGUAAGCUGCGUGAGAAGUGCCCAACAAGACAGCCACAUCUAUGGCAAGUGUUACAGGAAGUGUGGGGUGAAAUGUCACCAGAGUAUCUGGACAAACUGACAGCUAGAAUAUCAAGGAUCUGCAAAGCUGCUGUCCUUGCUGCACAUGGAGGAUUUUUUGAUGAGAAGUCUUUGAGGUAGUUUAAGUUCUGAAUAUUUAUUUCAAAUUGUAAUAGUUCUUUUUCAAGUUAUUAAUGUCCUGACUUUACAUUGUGAUUAGUUGAAUGACACUUUGGUGAAUAAAGUACCAAUUUCUUUCCAUAAGAGCAAAAUCUCUACAUUAUUCCAGCAUUAUAUAUAUAUAUAUAUAAAUAUAAUAUUAUAUUUAGAUAUAUAUACAGU